GUUGUUUAUUUAGGCUAAACCUCAGCUGCUCAGACUCUGCACAGGGUUGCACGGUGUGUGUGGUAGUACUCGUAGUAAUGCAGUCCUUUCGAUUUUUGUUGCUUUGCUUCAAAAUGAAAACCAUUCUCGGCUAAAUCUUCGUUGCUGACAGAGACAAAAACAGGAACAUGAAAUGGAGAUCACACGGGCCAGACCGUCCUUGUAUGGAGAAAUCGCACACGGCCUUGGAUUCUGGACAGACCGGUCAGCAGUGCACGAGGCUGCUGCACAAGGCAGGGCCUUCCAGUUGCAGCAGCUGAUCGAGGGAGGUGCCGCAGUUAACAUAGUGGCUGUGGACUCCAUCACCCCCCUGCACGAGGCCUGUAUACAGGGACAGGCCCAGUGUGUUAGACUGCUGCUGGAUGCUGGCGCACAGGUGGACGCUCGUAACAUCGAUGGUAGCACGCCGCUGUGUGAUGCUUGUGCAGCUGGCAGUCUGGAUUGCGUCAAGCUGCUGCUGGAGUAUGGAGCAACUGUAAAUCCUCCACUGUUCACCUUCUCACCUCUUCAUGAAGCCUGCAUGGGAGGGAAUUCAGAUUGUGUCCAGCUCAUGAUCGAUCAAGGAGCUCACAUGGAGGCCCAUGACUGCCACUAUGGGACACCGCUCCAUGUAGCCUGUGCCAGGCAACAUUAUGACUGCGCCAAAACUCUCCUCAACGCAGGGGCAAACGUGAAUGCUGCCAAGCUCCACGAGACAGCUCUUCAUCACGCAGCCAAGGCAAAAAACACAGAUUUGAUUAAGUUGCUUGUGGAGUUUGGGGGGAAUGUGUACGCCACGGAUAACCUGAACAAGAAACCUAUCCACUACACCACUCUGGGAUCCCCAUCGUAUCUCUGCCUCGAGUUCUUUGAGAAUAACCCCCUGAGUUUACAGCAGAUCAGCAGGGUGGCAGUGAGGAGGAUUCUCGGCACAAGAGCGCAUAAAGUUGUUUCUAGGCUGGACUUGCCUAAUCGUAUCAUAAGCUUCCUGUCUUACAUUCCGGCUCCAGUCAUUGAAAUUUAAUCGCUGGUUGCAACGGCUGUUCCUGUGGCCCUUUCUUCUGAAAAUCAUGUGACAGGAUGUUUGAGCUGAUAGUGAUACCACACAGAUGUCUUAACAUUUCCCAAACUAGAUGGGUGUAUAGAUUUUUAUUUUAUUUAAUUUUUUUCAGUUAAAUAUGAUGACUUUUUGUCUAAGCAAACUGAAAAUGUGAUUUUUUUUUUUUCUUUAAAGGUCAUAGCUACAGCAACAAAUUAUUCUGACAAACGGAAAGAAAACCCUGCAGUAUUUAGCCUUGAUGUUUGACGUAGUUGGCAAACUUUAGCCUCUGCAUCAAAUGAAUGUUAGGUCAAAUGUUUUUGUUUUUUUAAUGCCCUUUUCCUCUAAUUUGCUUCACCCAAUACCGAGAAAAAUCUCAGCACCUUCUAGUGUUUAGGGCUUUGUUCCUUGGUAGGUUGUGCACAAUUUAGGCGAGGAAUUUGCUGCUCUGUGCGAAGACCGAAAGAUUAAUUUUUGCCUUUUAAGGCCAUGCACAGCAAGUGUCAACCUUACACAGGGGGUUUCCAUAUUUUAGAUCUCCUUUCAGAACUGUGGUGUGUGCCGACUUGUCUGGCACACUCCCGGUGUGUAUUUGUUGCAACAGGCCAAGUUCCACCUUUUUAAUAUCCAUUAUUAGUAGUUUUGAUUUCAUGUACUCUCCCCCCCAUACUGAUACCAAGUCCUGAAUUGGUAUCAGUAUCGGAGUGCACCUGUGUGUAUUCAGAGGCUUUGGCAGCACCACUCAUCAUUUCACAUUUCUUGGAAUAAUUUGUGUUGAUAUAACACCGUUUGCUUUGUGGAGUUUGAGAUGACAAGAAA
Neolamprologus brichardi is the source of this 1876-nucleotide messenger RNA. The record is from RefSeq and is a predicted model, not a curated record. Lineage: Eukaryota; Metazoa; Chordata; Actinopteri; Cichliformes; Cichlidae.